AUGAAAACCUUAAAAGAAGAAGCUUUUAGAAAUAUUAAUGAACGUUUCAAUUUUGAUUUCUGUAAUUUAAAAACAUCUUUCAUUCAAAUUAAGAUUAUAAUUAACAAUAAAACCUUUUUCUAUAACAUUAUAUAUUCUCUUUUACAAAUACUAUUGUAUCUGUUUAUAUUGUUUGAAUUUUUAAGUGUUUAUUAA
Molecule: messenger RNA, 195 nt
Organism: Hepatospora eriocheir
Lineage: Eukaryota; Fungi; Microsporidia; Hepatosporidae
Source: the annotation of a GenBank genome assembly